This is a messenger RNA of Athene cunicularia (burrowing owl), 592 nucleotides long. RefSeq names its product single-pass membrane protein with aspartate rich tail 1 (gene SMDT1). NCBI's taxonomy places the organism in Eukaryota, Metazoa, Chordata, Aves, Strigiformes, Strigidae. The coding region runs from base 1 to 306 and encodes 101 amino acids. The transcript is spliced from 4 exons. The record is from RefSeq and is a predicted model, not a curated record. Gene Ontology annotation, cellular component: mitochondrial inner membrane; uniplex complex. Gene Ontology annotation, biological process: mitochondrial calcium ion homeostasis; calcium import into the mitochondrion.
AUGCGCAGUGCCGACAUCGCCUCCCUCCCCCGGCCUCGCGAGAGCCCCAUGGCUUACUCGGGGCGAGCGGGCUCGGUCGGGCCGCGCCGCACUCCGGCCGUGCCGCUUGUGCCUUCCCGGAGCGCCACCGUCACCCGCAGCGGCGCCAUUUUGCCCAAGCCGGUUAAGACGCCAUUUGGCCUCCUCAGAGUAUUCAGCGUGGUGAUCCCCUUCUUGUACGUUGGGACUCAGAUCAGUAAGAACUUCGCAGCCCUACUUGAAGAACAUGAUAUCUUUGUCCCAGAGGAUGACGAUGACGAUGAUUAAAGGGUGAACUGUAAUGGAAGAACAGAAGGGAGAAGACCAUUGACAAACCAAUGGUUUCAGCAUCUGUCACCUGUGUUGUGUCCUUCCUAAACGGGACAGGGGGUUCUGUAUCCCCUUUGCAGUGAGCAUCCUGCGCAUGUCUGUAUGACAGAAAUCGGUAGAUCAGGGCUGAAGGAAGCGCUUGAUAGGCCCUGCAUCCUUGCACACACACUCUCACCUCAUUAAAGACUGCUUGGGAUUCCUUUUACUAGCAAUAUGGUAAACACUUAAUUAAAGAUCAAGAGAU